CACUUCCGUGUGCCGAGGCGCCGGAGCCCUAGGCGGCUGCAGCCCAGAUUCCCGGAGCGACCCCCGGCGCCCGCUCGCCGCGCCGAGGCCCGGGCCACACCUCACUUGCCGCUGGGCCCAUCCCAGUCAGCCCCGCGCCGAACCCCGUCCGCGCGCCGGGGAGCAGCGCCUCCGCCGCUGCCGCCGCGACCCUUGGCGCCUGCCCCUGCACCAGGAGCCCCACUGCAGGCCCCACCAUGGCGCCGUUCCUGCGCAUCGCCUUCAACUCCUAUGAGCUGGGCUCCCUGCAGGCUGAGGACGAGGCGAACCAGCCCUUCUGUGCUGUGAAGAUGAAGGAGGCGCUCAGCACAGAGCGUGGGAAAACACUGGUGCAGAAGAAGCCAACCAUGUAUCCUGAGUGGAAGUCUACGUUCGAUGCCCACAUCUACGAGGGGCGCGUCAUCCAGAUCGUGCUAAUGCGGGCAGCAGAGGAGCCGGUGUCUGAGGUGACCGUGGGUGUGUCAGUGCUGGCCGAGCGCUGCAAGAAGAACAACGGCAAGGCUGAGUUCUGGCUGGACCUGCAGCCUCAGGCCAAGGUGUUGAUGUCUGUUCAGUAUUUCCUGGAGGACGUGGAUUGCAAACAGUCUAUGCGCAGUGAGGACGAGGCCAAGUUCCCAACGAUGAACCGCCGCGGAGCCAUCAAACAGGCCAAAAUCCACUACAUCAAGAACCAUGAGUUUAUCGCCACCUUCUUUGGGCAACCCACCUUCUGUUCUGUGUGCAAAGACUUUGUCUGGGGCCUCAACAAGCAAGGCUACAAAUGCAGGCAAUGUAACGCUGCCAUCCACAAGAAAUGCAUCGACAAGAUCAUCGGCAGAUGCACUGGCACCGCGGCCAACAGCCGGGACACUAUAUUCCAGAAAGAACGCUUCAACAUCGACAUGCCACACCGCUUCAAGGUUCACAACUACAUGAGCCCCACCUUCUGUGACCACUGCGGCAGCCUGCUUUGGGGACUGGUGAAGCAGGGAUUAAAGUGUGAAGACUGCGGCAUGAAUGUGCACCAUAAAUGCCGGGAGAAGGUGGCCAACCUCUGCGGCAUCAACCAGAAGCUCUUGGCUGAGGCCUUGAACCAAGUCACCCAGAGAGCCUCCCGGAGAUCAGACUCGGCCUCCUCAGAGCCUGUUGGGAUAUAUCAGGGUUUCGAGAAGAAGACCGGAGUUGCCGGGGAGGACUCGCAAGACAACAGUGGGACCUACGGCAAGAUCUGGGAGGGCAGCAGCAAAUGCAACAUCAACAACUUCAUCUUCCACAAGGUCCUGGGCAAAGGCAGCUUCGGGAAGGUGCUGCUUGGAGAGCUGAAGGGCAGAGGAGAGUACUUUGCCAUCAAGGCCCUCAAGAAGGAUGUGGUCCUGAUCGACGACGAUGUGGAAUGCACCCUGGUGGAGAAGCGGGUGCUGACACUCGCCGCAGAGAAUCCCUUUCUCACCCACCUCAUCUGCACCUUCCAGACCAAGGACCACCUGUUCUUUGUGAUGGAGUUCCUCAACGGGGGGGACCUGAUGUACCACAUCCAGGACAAAGGCCGCUUUGAACUCUACCGUGCCACGUUUUAUGCCGCUGAGAUAAUGUGUGGACUGCAGUUUCUACACAGCAAGGGCAUCAUUUACAGGGACCUCAAACUGGACAAUGUGCUGCUGGACCGGGAUGGCCACAUCAAGAUUGCCGACUUUGGGAUGUGCAAAGAGAACAUAUUCGGGGAGAACCGGGCCAGCACCUUCUGCGGCACCCCUGACUAUAUCGCCCCUGAGAUCCUACAGGGCCUGAAGUACACAUUCUCUGUGGACUGGUGGUCUUUCGGGGUCCUUCUGUACGAGAUGCUCAUUGGCCAGUCCCCCUUCCAUGGUGAUGAUGAGGAUGAACUCUUCGAGUCCAUCCGUGUGGACACGCCACAUUAUCCCCGCUGGAUCACCAAGGAGUCCAAGGACAUCCUGGAGAAGCUCUUUGAAAGGGAACCAACCAAGAGGCUGGGAGUGACUGGAAACAUCAAAAUCCACCCCUUCUUCAAGACCAUAAACUGGACUCUGCUGGAAAAGCGGAGGUUGGAGCCACCCUUCAGGCCCAAAGUGAAGUCCCCCAGAGACUACAGCAACUUCGACCAGGAGUUCCUGAACGAGAAGGCGCGCCUCUCCUACAGCGACAAGAACCUCAUCGACUCCAUGGACCAGUCUGCAUUCGCCGGCUUCUCCUUUGUGAACCCCAAAUUCGAGCACCUCCUGGAAGAUUGAGGUUCCUGGACAGAGCAGGCUAGCCCCGCCCUCCACCCACACCUGCCCGCUUCCCACGAUAAGCACCAGUGGGACUGUGGUGACUUCUGCUGCUGGCCCCGCCCCUGCCCCCAGAGCAUCCUUGGCUCCUGUCUGGCCGGGCUGUCAUGGUACUUCCUCUGUGAACUGUGUGUGAAUCUGCUUUUCCUCUGCCCUCGGAGGGAAAUUGUAAAUCCUGUGUUUCAUUACUUGAAUGUAGUUAUCUAUUGAAAAUAUAUAUUAUAUAUAUAGACAUAUAUAUAAUAGGCUGUAUAUAUUGCUUAGUAGAGAAAAACUAUGGGGGACUGGUGAUAUGUUGAUCUUUUUCAAAAAAAUAUAUAUAUGACAAAAAAAAAAAAAAGGAGCACAAGCUGUUUGAACCACCAGGUUCUUUUAUUUGUGUGUCUAAAUAAACACCAAAUGGUACCAA
Symphalangus syndactylus (siamang) is the source of this 2715-nucleotide messenger RNA. RefSeq names its product protein kinase C delta (gene PRKCD). Gene Ontology annotation, molecular function: diacylglycerol-dependent serine/threonine kinase activity; ATP binding. Gene Ontology annotation, biological process: protein phosphorylation. NCBI's taxonomy places the organism in Eukaryota, Metazoa, Chordata, Mammalia, Primates, Hylobatidae. The record is from RefSeq and is a predicted model, not a curated record.